AGAUUCGAACUCUCGCGGGGAAACCCCAUGUACUUAGCAGGCACACGCCUUAACCACUCGGCCAAAGCGACGAUUCCUUGCUUCUCAUUCCCAAAAUAGGCGUAUUCAACGGUCACAAUUAGUUAUUACUUCUCCACACCUCGGAUGAAAUGGUGGUGGUGGAAUCGGAGACGAGCUCACUCUCCGUCAACCUCGCCUGUCUGUUUGAGAUCGCCAAUUCCCUCUCCGCAAGCAAGGUGGACAGAAAGAUAAGAACAAGAAGAAGCCCGACAUUUCAGGUUAUUAGCCGAAUGGCGAUGCCGCAGGCGGUUUUGGGGAGCUUAACCGCCACUGAACGCGGAAUUCUCACCGCCAUUAAUACCGGCGCCUCCAGCCUCUCGCUCGUUGGCUCCGGCUUCAUUGUCCUUUGCUACUUGCUCUUUAAAGAGCUACGCAAGUUUUCCUUCAAGCUUGUCUUCUUCCUCGCCCUCUCUGACAUGCUCUGCAGUUUCUUCAGCAUUAUUGGUGAUCCUUCUAAAGGAUACUUCUGUUAUGCUCAGGGCUACACAACACAUUUUUUCUGUGUAGCCUCGUUUCUGUGGACAACAACAAUUGCUUUUACCCUACACCGAACAGUUGUUAGACAUAAAACUGAUGUGGAGGAUUUAGAGCCAAUGUUUCAUUUGUAUGUAUGGGGAACAUCAGUUGUUAUGACAAUAAGUCGCUCUAUUGGCAAUAAUCACAGCCAUAUAAGCCGAAUAGGUGCUUGGUGUUGGGCGCAAGCCGGACGUACAGGAAAGGUGGCUCACUUUAUUACUUUUUAUGCACCUCUGUGGGGUGCAAUUCUUUUCAAUGGCAUCACCUAUUUUCAAGUGAUACGCAUGUUAAACAAUGCGACUCGUAUGGCAGUUGGAAUGUCAGAGCGGGUAUUUCAAUCAGAUACCCGACCGGAUAUGAAGGCAAUAAACCGAUGGGGUUACUAUCCCCUUAUUCUAAUUGGGUCCUGGUUUUUUGGCACAAUUAACCGCAUACACGACUUCAUUGAACCUGGCCACAAAAUAUUCUGGCUUUCUGUUCUUGAUGUUGGCAUGGCUGCGCUUAUGGGGCUGUUCAACUCAAUAGCAUAUGGUCUAAACACUUCAGUUCGGAGGGCCAUUUACGAAAGAUUAGACCUGUUACCAGAAAGUUUAAGAAAAUGGCCUCCAAAGAGUAGGUCCAGAGGCCAACAAUCUGAAGCCGAACUAGUGUCAUUGAAAAUGGAGGAGCAACCAUAGACAGAUGUCUGUCCUUUCGAAGAAGUAAUGUGGUUUCGCUUGCUACACUUUGUGUGAGAAAUCAGUCCAUGACUUGGAACAAACACAUUUGCAAACCUCCUGUUCCUGCUGUAAACAGGGAGGGAGAAUCACAGGUUGGUGAAAAAGUUUUCUGGCCCCUGAAGCCAUCCCCUGUUGUAGGAUGAUCCUGCGGUAUUGACCAGCGUGCAUAAUUUUGAAAAUUCGUUUUGUGUUGUGUGGUGUGGUCCGGGUGUAAAAAUAGAUAGGUGAGAUGUUGAUGAUGAUUGUGGUAGCCAACCGUAACAUGGGGGUUAGUUUGGAGAAUGUGAUUGUUCUUUGGCUUGUAGUAUUUGCAUUUGAGCGUGCAAAUAUUAGUUGAGUUGUCUCAGACCAGUAUGAUCUAGUAGUAUUCAUUUAUUCCAUUUGGGGGACAACGGUUGCGGAUGCUAA
This is a messenger RNA of Andrographis paniculata, 1703 nucleotides long. RefSeq names its product G-protein coupled receptor 1. Lineage: Eukaryota; Viridiplantae; Streptophyta; Magnoliopsida; Lamiales; Acanthaceae. Gene Ontology annotation, cellular component: plasma membrane. The coding region runs from base 150 to 1253 and encodes 367 amino acids. Gene Ontology annotation, biological process: adenylate cyclase-activating G protein-coupled receptor signaling pathway; cell surface receptor signaling pathway. The record is from RefSeq and is a predicted model, not a curated record. The transcript has 9 exons. Gene Ontology annotation, molecular function: G protein-coupled receptor activity.